This is a messenger RNA of Cyprinodon tularosa, 2315 nucleotides long. It is a transcript of the gene sh3bp5lb, whose product is annotated as SH3-binding domain protein 5-like, b. The coding region runs from base 513 to 1973 and encodes 486 amino acids. The transcript is spliced from 6 exons. Gene Ontology annotation, biological process: negative regulation of protein tyrosine kinase activity; intracellular signal transduction. The record is from RefSeq and is a predicted model, not a curated record. Lineage: Eukaryota; Metazoa; Chordata; Actinopteri; Cyprinodontiformes; Cyprinodontidae. Gene Ontology annotation, molecular function: protein kinase inhibitor activity. Gene Ontology annotation, cellular component: cytoplasm.
UAACUAGGGAGUACCAAUAUGGCGGCCAGUGGCUUCACUUCAAGCCCAUGCUGCCAACGGGCAAUCAGCAAUCUGGUGAAUAAAUAGAGAUCAGUGCUCAGUAUCCAUAAAGUAGCUCUCAGCAUUGUAAAGGUUGGUGACUCCUGCUCUAAAGGAUUAAAAAGUAUAAAUUGGAACCAAGUGGAAACAAUUCAUCACCUCCUCUGAGUGAUCAGAGCCGCCCCCCAUGUUGUUCUGCCCUGGGCAGUGAGCCAUAUGCUUCAUUUUAAGCUCCCUUAUAUUCCCUAUCUAUAACAGAAAACUAUAAAUGAGUCUUCUGAUUUUUUUUUUCUGUCACAGCAUCAUUAAACAAUGAUUUAAUAGUUGAUUUAUUGUCCCCGCAUCAUUGUGUUGCUUCUAACUUCAAUUUUAUAACUUUAUUUAAAUUAUUGGCUUCCGCAAAACGCGAUGACAACAAUUACAGAUUAUAUAUUAUAACUUUUUGAUCUGUUAUCGCGUGAGAAUGAGGAGAAAUGAAGAUGACAGACUGGGAAGAAGCAACACAAACAUGGACGUAUGCAAAGCACGGGGCCAGCCACGCGCCGCCGCUCGUGGAGGCUCCGAUCUCGCGUGAAAUUCUCCGAGAUCCCAACCCGAUCUUUAGCGGCGGUGAGGCCCGGGGUGAUGGGAAGGGAAAGGUGAGCGCCGAGAUGUUUCAGUCCGCUGCAGGGGGCGAUCACAGCGGGGGGAGGAGGGCGGCUGAGGAGGAAGAGCCGCUGGAUCCCGAUCCGAAGGAAGAGCCGCUGGAUCCCGAUCCGAAGGAAGAGGCGCUGGAUCCCGAUCCGAAGGAAGAGGCGCUGGAUCCCGAUCCGAAGGAAGAGGCGAGCAAACAUGAGGAGGAACUGGAUCCCAGGAUCCAGGAGGAGCUGGAGCGGCUGAACUUGGCCAGUGAGGAGAUCAACAGACUGGAGCUGCAGCUGGAUGAUGCCCGAUCCAGCUACCGGAAAGUUCUGACUGACUCAGCCAGGAAGCUCAACGCUCAGGCCUCUCAGCUCGGCGCCUGCAUAGACAAAGCAAGGCCCUACUAUGAAGCCCGCAGACUCGCUAAAGAGGCCCAACAGGAAACGCAGAGGGCGGCGCUGAGGUAUGAGAGGGCUGUGUCCAUGCACACCGCUGCCAGAGAGAUGGUGUAUGUGGCAGAGCAGGGACUGCUGGCCGACAAGAGCAACCAGGACCCCACAUGGCAGGAGAUGCUCAACCACUCAACCACCAAGGUGAAUGAGGCAGAGGAGGAGCGGCUUCGCAGCGAGCGGGAGCAUCAGCGAGUCACUCAGCUCUGUCAGGAUGCAGAAACCCGAGUUCAGACCCUGCAGAAGACCCUGAGGAAGGUCAUCCUGAAGUCUAAGUCCUACUUUGAGCUGAAGGCUCAGUUCAAUCACAUUCUGGAGGAACAUAAGGCACAAGUGAUGCAACUUGAAGAGGAAGUGGUAAAAGUAAAGACACGGUACUCGCUGGCGCUGAGGAACCUGGAGCAGAUCAGUGAGCAGAUCCACGCUCAGAGGGGGCGGAACGUGGCCAGCAGGGGGCGACUUUCAGUCGAGGGCCGCAGCUCCCCUGUGGGAGCCGAGUCUGAGGUUAAAGGCGCCACAGGGUUUCCCUCCAGUUCCUGUGUGGAAGUCAGUGGAGUAGAAAGUGACUGGGCAGAUGGGGAAAAAACACGGCUGUGGGUGGAAAGGCACAGAAAGAGCGGCUGGGGCCAGAGGGAGUCAUGCGAGGCUGAGCAGGCGGCCUCAGAUUCCAUCACCAGCCUGCAGACCAUCGCCUCAGACCUGGAGAAAUGUGACUCAGUGGAGCACCUGUUCAACCUGAGCGAUGGUGGCAGUGUGCUGAGUGAAGAUGCUGCCUACGGCAACAGCCUGGUCAGCAAGGAAGUGGAGACUCCGCAGCAGCAGAAGAUCCUAGUUAAACAGCAUCAGAGGAGCGUUAGUCUGUGAGCAGCAGACUCUCUGAUUACUGCAUGAGGGAGAACAUGGAGAUGAACUGGCUGAUCCUGAUUCCCUCCAUGUUCACACCUCAUGGCUGCAGGAAGCAGUUUGCAGCAUCUGGUACAGAUCAGCGCAUACAAGCAGAGGAAACACUGUGGUUGAUUUUCAGACUGAAAAAAACAAAGGAGAACUCUUUACUGAAAGGCAUGUGAUGGAUAUUAUAAAGGCGCCACAAUGGAUAGAGCGCCAGGAAAUAGGUGUUUUUUUUUUUAAACCUAAGAACUUUUACAUAUUGCAAUAACAUUUUAUUGUUCAAAUUUAGGUUUUAAAGGAAAAGUCCGGUCAGCAAGG